GUGGAAGCGUUCGACGGCCGCAACAGGCAGCCGCUGCCGGCGAUCGCACGUGUGUCCGUCGUGCGUUGGCCGGCGGCGGUGGGCUCUGGCGCUGAUGCUGAGCUUACGAAACGACAGGAGCCGCGGAAACAGUCCGAAGGGCGGUCAAGGACGCGACAACACCGUCACAAACAUCACCGCGCCAUGGAUCUCAAGAGUUACCAGUUGUCCAUCUUCACGACCAUGUUUUUCGGCUACGCCUUCUACGCGUACAACCGAAAAUGCGUUUCUUUCGCGCUUCCUGAGUUGAUGGAAGAGGGUUUGACCAAGGAGCAGGCAGGCAUGAUCAUCAGCAGCCAGAAUUUGGCCUAUGCCGGCAGCAAGUUCAUGGGCGGUGUGCUCUCUGACCGCCUCAGUGCCCGCCUGCUGUUCACCUGUGGCCUCCUCGUCAGCGGUGUGGCCACAUUGCUGUUCGGUACUUCGCCCAACUCUGUGCCGCUUUUUUGUGGAUUCUGGUUCCUCAACGGACUGGCCCAAGGUUGUGGCUGGCCAUCAUGCGCCAAGAUCCUUAGGAAGUGGUUCUCACCAUCCCAGUUUGGCACUUGGUGGAGUGUCCUCUCAGCAUCUGCAAACAUAUCGGGUGGAGUGGCUCCGUUUCUGUCUGCAUUCCUCAUCUUGAACUAUGGCUGGCGCUUUAGCCUGACAAUAGCUGGAACCUUGUCAAUCGCCAUGGGGGCUGUCGCCUUGCUUACACUGGUCAACUCCCCGACCGACGUUGGUCUAGAAGCGCAGGACGUGGCUGGCAAGAAGACAGCCACAGCUAAGAAGGACGCAGCGAGCAAAGGAGGGCCCCAGACGCCGGCGGCCGAUGACCGUAGCUCAGCAACCGUUUGGGACCUGGUUGCCAGUCCGUUCCUGUGGCUCGUGUCAUUCAGCUACCUGAUCGUAUUCUGUGCUAAGACAAGUGCUGUCGACUGGGGCCAGCUCUACGUGAUGGAAGACCUUGGACACUCGCAGUACGCAGGCAGUGCCCUGACAAGCAGCAUCGAGUCUGGUGGGUUCUUUGGAGGCAUUCUGGCAGGCUACCUCACUGACUGGUUUCUGCACUGGCAUGUCAAAAAGGGCAGCAAAAGUAAUGCGAACCCUAGGAUACCUGUUGCAGUACUCUUCAUGGCUGGGGCAGCUGGCUGUUUUCACCUGUUGUGCUUCAAUGUAGGAAAGGAGUCCUCAGAGCUGUGGAUAUCCGGCAUUGGCCUUGUUCUAGGUGCCUGCCUCUAUGGACCCAUUGCCAUUUUUGGUGUUGCUGCUUCAGAGUCCGCACCAGCCCACCUGUCUGGAACAUCACAUGCCAUUGUUGCACUUGCAGCAAGCAUUGGCGCUGUCAUUUCCGGACUUCCGUUCAGCAUUGUCGCCAACCGUUACAACUGGGGUGCCGUCUUCGUCCUCCUGGAGGUGUUGUGCGGUGUCACGUCUGUGGUGCUCUUUGCGGGAAUGAACUUCAACGCCAGAAUGGGAGCGUCGAGACCAAAGAAGGACUAGCAUCGUUGGUCAUCACAUCCGCUAUCCACCUACUCAUUCUUUAACUUCCACGUACAAACCUAGGUGUCAUCGCAUCAUUUCCCUUUUAAUAUCAAGUGAUGAUAAACAUUCUGCUUCGGGACUGUCAUAUCAUAAUAUGAGAGGAAGGAGAGGCACUGUCCUGGAUUUCACGAAUUUCCUUUCACUCCUUCGAAAGAUGCCCAAAUCUACGAGGAAACGCAGCCGGCUUCAAGCCGCAGCCGGCCAAUAAUUGCAAAUACACAGACAGGUGUCUUUGUGAGCCGUCAUGGAACUUAACAGCAUGUGAGUUCGAGCUAGUUGGUACCCGAUACUUGACAACCAUUAAGCGCAAAACAUUCGAAUGAAGGAAAAAAAAAGACGCAAACACGCACUAACCUCCAACUGAAAUUUAUUUCAAGGUGAGACGAUAUAUCAUAUAAAACAAACAGAAACCAGAUGAAUCCUGGCCAGUAAAGGAACCAGCCAUGGAACCAGUCAUGAAGAUGGACCAGUCAUGGAAAGCAUUAGUUUGACAAUACCUCCUCCUCUCUCUCCCCCCCGCCCCAAAAGAAAGAAAAAACCCUUCAGCGUCCUUCUCCAAUGUUAUAGCAAUGUUGCCCGCUCUUGUUGAGCAUUCAUUGUGAAAGUUGAUUAGGUCUACUUAAGUCUUGUGUAAUUCUGCUGUGUCACAGCUAAACUCACAUUGUUUCUUUAGAAGUGUUUGCUGUUUUGCUUCCCGAAAGUGUACCAGUGAAAACACUAUUUUCUCCUCUCUAUUUCGGUUUAAAUAAUCAGCGAAAAAUGUCACUUUGGAUAUCCUUAGAAUGAGUGAAACUUCCACUUACUGUGAUGCCACUGAUAUGAAAGUUUUCACCUAACUUACAGAGUCCGUAACGUAAUGUACCAACGCUACUGGUGACCAGAACGGCUGUUGCCAUUGGCACGCUGACUCAGCAGAAAUGGUGGCACACACACACACACACACACACACACACACGCACUUGUGCCACAUUUCUUUCUGGUAUUCUUACCAUGAACACUUUGAUUGUACCACAUGACAAAUUGAACAGCGUUAGCUACAUGGAUGAAAAUGCUACUUAGUAUGUAGAUGUUAUUUCUGGGCUGUAAAGCUGGCCUCUAGUUACGAUUUAUUCCUCGUUCGUUGAAUGAUAAUGUGGUAUUUUUUUAUGGGGCAUUAAGGCAAAGCAUUUUUGAAGGCCUCUCUAUACUAUACUUUGGCUUUUUUCCUAUAGAACGUUAAUAUAACUCCGAACUGCGCAGGUCUGUGCAGAGCUUUUGUGGCGUUGAGCUCGGUGAGGGCUUCAUUCUACGAGUCAUUUUACAUCAUGAUGGAAGAUGUAUAUUCUACUUUUUGAUAAAAAUAAAGGUGAAGUGCAUAUCACCAACAAA
Messenger RNA from Rhipicephalus sanguineus (brown dog tick), 2928 nucleotides. Its product is annotated as glucose-6-phosphate exchanger SLC37A4. The record is from RefSeq and is a predicted model, not a curated record. The transcript has 9 exons. Gene Ontology annotation, cellular component: endoplasmic reticulum membrane. The coding region runs from base 184 to 1518 and encodes 444 amino acids. Lineage: Eukaryota; Metazoa; Arthropoda; Arachnida; Ixodida; Ixodidae. Gene Ontology annotation, biological process: phosphate ion transmembrane transport; glucose-6-phosphate transport. Gene Ontology annotation, molecular function: glucose 6-phosphate:phosphate antiporter activity.